This is a messenger RNA of Stomoxys calcitrans (stable fly), 1381 nucleotides long. RefSeq lists its product as uncharacterized. Bases 482 to 1081 code for a protein of 199 amino acids. The transcript has a single exon. Lineage: Eukaryota; Metazoa; Arthropoda; Insecta; Diptera; Muscidae. The record is from RefSeq and is a predicted model, not a curated record.
AUGCGUACAAACAUGGUUGCAUUUUGUCAUCUUUUGCUGCUUCAAUCGAGCUGGGCCAUUGAUAUGCACAGCUCGUAUUGACAAUUUCAGUAAACAAGGCGCAUUUUUUAUUAGCAAUGCUCUGCAACGUUCCAACUAGCCUUUGCACCAACAUACGUUCGAUCAAUUGAUCGAUAUGAAUACAAACAAUUAUGCAAAAAACAAAAAUCAAAAUGUCCCAAAAAAGUCGCCCGAAGCCAGCAGAAAUUCCAUAGCAGGCAUCCACCCGCCCCUCUGAGUAUCGUACUCAGACAACGAAAUCGAAACGAAAACGAUUAAAAUUAAAAAAAAAAAAUAUUUGUAAUAACCCAAAUCCGAGCGAAAACGAAAUGAAAAAUGCCAACUUCCGUUGUGGUAUAAAAUCACAAUACGUUCCGUGUAAUGCUACUAAAACACAACUACACCUAGGAGAACAAACAACACAUUCUCGGGAUAUAUAAAAAUGAAAUUAUUCAUUGUGCUAGCUUGCAGCUUGGCCAUUGUGGCCGCACGGCCGGAGCCUCCGAAAAGCCGCUAUGGACACCCUGCCGCACCUCCAGCACCACAAAAGGAAUACCUGCCACCCAAACCUGCUGAACAGUAUGGCCCGCCACCUACCCAACCACCAGCUCAACCUCUACCCAUCUAUGGUCCUCCAGCUCCUUUCUAUGGACCUCCCGCCGAGACCCUGGUAACCAAAAAUGUGUAUGUGCAUGUGCCACCAGAGGAGCCUGAAGUAUAUGCUGCCGCUGCUCCCAUCCAGACAGCUGUGCCCAAGAAACACUACAAGAUCAUCUUCAUAAAGGCACCCAAUCCACCGGCCCCUGUUCGCCAAGUGCUGCCGCCACCUGUGCAAGACGAACACAAGACUUUGGUCUAUGUGUUGGUGAAGAAACCCGAAGAGCAACAGCCUUUGAUUUUGCCCACACCACAACCGACAGAGCCCAGCAAACCCGAGGUCUAUUUCAUCAAGUACAAGCAACAAAACAAGCCAGCCGAACAAUAUGGUCCACCACCGGCUCCUGCCGACCAAUAUGGACCACCAGCGUCUGAGAAAUUCUAGAUUUAACAUCAUCCACCCCCUCUACCAACCCAAAAUAAACCAACUCACCUAGUUCUUCGUUUUGUGUAAAUAUGUAUUUUAAACGAAUCACAUCUAACCUGCUUCAAUUAUCUUCACCCCAUAGUCCCAUCUCAUUGCAAACACAUAUGUCUCUGUUAACAGUUAACUCUUAGAACAAACUAAGUUAGUUAACUGAAGAUUUCUUGCAUUGUGUUGUUAUUUAAUUUUAUAUAAUUUUUUUUUUUGUGAUAGAAUAGUGAGUGAGUGAUACCUAAGUGUACAACGAAUCAUUUAAAUAAA